Messenger RNA from Marchantia polymorpha subsp. ruderalis, 1255 nucleotides. NCBI's taxonomy places the organism in Eukaryota, Viridiplantae, Streptophyta, Marchantiopsida, Marchantiales, Marchantiaceae. The record is from the annotation of a GenBank genome assembly.
CACCUCCGCAACACCGGAGCGAGGCGCUCCGGUCCGGCCACGUCCACCGUCCACGUAGGACGGAGCGGGGCGGUCGGGGCUGCUUUGGUGGCAGGGUCGAGGGGGACGUGCCCGCCUCGCAGCCCCGGGCCCGUCCACGUCACGCCCGCUCGCUCGGUGACACUCACCUCGUCGUCGCCCUCGGUCCGAAUGGAAGACGAUCGAUGGCGGGCUCGUGAGCUGCCCUGCUCGCCUUGGCCCGACUCGCCUCGACUCGAUCAUGGGCCACAAGGAAUGAUCACGAGCCCGGACGAAAUCUCAAGACGCAUCAUCGUGGGAGAGUGUGCCCGAAGAGCUUCAAGAAAAAUAGGGACACGGGAGAGAGAGGAGGAAGCGCGAGGGAAUGGCGGGUGCCAAAAUGGUGGGCGUGUGGUUCGUCUCUGCUGCCUCUCCUCCGAAUGCUGCACCUUGGGCUGCUGCUCCUCGGGCCGGGCCCGUCCGUGGAACCAGCCCGCAGGGGUGCUCGAGUAGCAUGGCAAGCGUAUCGUCCUCUUCUUCUUAUGGUGGCCAUGGGAGCUUCGGAGAGGAGGCGGUGCUCGGAGUACAGCUGCCAAAACGCACGACGAGACACCGAACGCAAACAGUGAGGGCUGUUUCCGACGUAACUGGCCCAGUUCCGAUACCGAAAAGAGUACGAAAGGUGAAGGAGACGAAGGUGGUCGUUAUGGUAGACCCAGUUGAGGCUAAGCGGCUGGCCGCUGUGGAAAUGGAGGCGGUGAAAGCACGGCAAAAGAGAAAGAAACAACGAGAAAUUGAGGCCAUCAAUGGUGGAUUCGCUGUUCUAGGCCUGACAGCAGGCUUAGUUUUGGAAGGCUAUACCGGCAAGGGUAUUCUCGUUCAGAUUGCGGGUUAUCUCGACGGUUUAGCUGGCUUCUUGACGCAGUUCACUUCCCCGAUGACACCAACACAGGAGAUCGCCAACACUCUUCUUCAGGAGAUUACCGCACAAAUAUCUCCGACACAGGAGUAUUUACAGAAGAUUGUGAAUUCUCAGUGAGAACCCUAUGCUUUGUCCUCUAUACCUCGCUUGAGUCCUGUAUCCUGAAAGACGAGGAUUUAGGAAUCGUUGUAAAAAUCUGUCCCGUGUACCAUCAUGUAUCUUAAAUCUGGGUCGCCCAUCGUCAUGGUAGACACAUUCUUGUACCUUUAAGUCGAAUGAUAAUCAAAAAGGCCCUAUAAUUGAAGGGCAAAAUAUGAUUGGAAGGAUCAGACACCG